Molecule: messenger RNA, 1974 nt
Organism: Mytilus trossulus (common blue mussel)
Lineage: Eukaryota; Metazoa; Mollusca; Bivalvia; Mytilida; Mytilidae
Product: mucin-2-like
Exons: 5
Coding region: 1-1974 (657 amino acids)
Biological process (GO): protein processing
Cellular component (GO): membrane
Molecular function (GO): serine-type endopeptidase activity
Source: RefSeq, a predicted model, not a curated record
AUGCCCCUAACUGAAAUUGUGCAAUACCUCACUGGGGGUGGUCCUCAGCAUGCCCCUAACUACCACACUGGGGGUGGUCCUCAGCAUGUCCCUAACUACCACACUAGGGGUGGUCCUCAGCAUGCCUCUAACUACCACACUAGGGGUGGUCCUCAGCAUGCCCCUAACUACCACACUGGGGGUGGUCCUCAGAGCACCACUUCUUCGGACUCUGAUUCUAUCAUUGUAACAUCUGGUGACUGUUCAUCGAUACAAUAUCUUGAACACGUGGUAGCUGACAUUACAUUCUCCUACACAGGCUUCAGAGGUGUAACACAGUUGUAUUUGGUGUCUCCAUCUGGUACCAGAAGCCAUCUGCUACACUACAGAAAUCAGGACGCUAUAGAUAAUCAAGCAGCAGGAAGUUUAACCUGGGAUUUUAUGUCAGUGCAUUUUUGGAAGGAAAAUCCAAUUGGAAGCUGGACCCUGGAAAUUAGUCUGCGAUUGGCUUUAGGAACAGUUACCUUAGACAGCUGGUCUCUAAAAUUGUAUGGCACUUCAACAGAUCCAUGGACAAUCGUGGAACAAACAACUUCACCAACUGCAGCAGACAUAACUACACACUUAGAUGUCACAACUAAAAAUGUUCUUACAACUGAGGUUUCGACGGAGCCAAUAACACAACGUACAACAACAAUACAAACAACAAAGAUAACAACUGAAUCAACAACAAGCACACCAAAUAUACCAACUACAGAAGUUACAACUGAAUCAACAACAAGCACACCAAAUAUACCAACUACAGAAGUUACAACUGAAUCAACAACAAGCACACCAAAUAUACCAACUACAGAAGUUACAACUGAAUCAACAACAAGCACACCAAACAUACCAACUACAGAAAUUACAACUGAAUCUACAACAAGCACACCAAACAUACCAACUACAGAAGUUACAACUGAAUCUACAACAAGCACACCAAAUAUACCAACUACAGAAGUUACAACUGAAUCAACAACAAGCACACCAAAUAUACAAACUACAGAAGUUACAACUGAAUCUACAACAAGCACACCAAACAUACCAACUACAGAAGUUACAACUGAAUCAACAACAAGCACACCAAACAUACCAACUACAGAAGUUACAACUGAAUCUACAACAAGCACACCAAAUAUACCAACUACAGAAGUUACAACUGAAUCAACAACAAGCACACCAAAUAUACCAACUACAGAAGUUACAACUGAAUCAACAACAAGCACACCAAAUAUACCAACUACAGAAGUUACAACUGAAUCUACAACAAGCACACCAAAUAUACCAACUACAGAAGUUACAACUGAAUCAACGACAAGCACACCAAAUAUACCAACUACAGAAGUUACAACUGAAUCAACAACAACAAGCACACAAAAUAUACCAACUACAGAAGUUACAACUGAAUCAACAACAAGCACACCAAAUAUACCAACUACAGAAGUUACAACUGAAUCAACAACAAGCACACAAAACAUACCAACUACAGAAGUUACGACUGAAUCAACAACAACAAGAACACCAAAUAUACCAACUACAGAAGUUAUAACUGAAUCUACGACUACGUUGUCAACUAUGAAACUUACAACUGAAUCAAUUACACCAAAUAUACCAACUACAGAAGUAACAGCUGAAUCUACGACUAUACUGCCAACAAUGAAAGUUACAACUGAAUCAACAACACCAAUUAUAACAACGACAGCAAAUGAGGGAAUAACAACUGAAUCUACAAAAACAAUUACGCCAACGAUAACGGCUAUGGAAGUUACAACUGAAUCUACAACACAAAAUGCGCCAACCAUGACACCAAUGGAAGUUACAACUGAAUCUACAACACAAAAUGCGCCAACCAUGCCACCAAUGGAAGUUACAACUGAAUCUACAACACAAAAUGCACCAACCAUGCCUCCAAUGGAAGUUACAACUGAAUCUUCGACACGAAUUACUUACAACUGA